AUGGCUCUCGACUCCGACCGGGAAGCCCUAUCCGCCACCGACUUCUACCCGGGGCUAGAAUCAUCGGUCGACUCCCCGGCCUCGACGCCGACCCCUGCCACGCCUCAGUCCGAAUGCCCCGCUUCCCGAAGCAUCGUGGCGAUUGAUACGCCUACUGCCACGACUGCUGCUGUUGCUGUUGCUACAGCAGGCAGGGACGGGGAAGGAUCGGACAUCUCGCUCGUCUCGUACAUCGCCGUGGGGGUGCUGCGCAAGCGCAACCCGGUGUACGGGAGUGUGGAGGAGGCCCCGGCAGCGGAGGCGGCGGACGGAUACCCGGCCUCCCAAGUCGCCAACUUGGAAAGUCACCAGUGGAUCCGGACGAUCAGUUUCACAUACUCGGAAGAACACUCGUCGUGGUGCGGGGUGCAGGUCUACGUGCUGCCGGAUGAUGUGGGGCGCAAGUACCUGCCGCGGUCGAAUCCGGCGUUGCGCCGGGCGCUCAAGGUCGUCAUGGAGAGGAUCGAUCGCUCGGUGGGAGCGUGGUCGGGCGACUUUGUCGCGGAUUGGAACACCUGGGGCUCCACUAAGCGGGAUCCAGAGGAGGAUGGGAAGGAGGAAGAAGAGGAGUCUCUCUGGUACAUUUUCAACACCCUGCAGGAUCCGGCGCCUCGGGCAGAUAUGAUCAAAGAUAACCCGUAUGCGAGGAGGGCGAUGGAGCAGUUGCUUACCGUGACGACGCCAGCGCCGGCGUUGGGCGGAGGGGAUGGGAAGGACGACGAGGAGGAGUCCGGCCAGGAUUAUUUAGGGGUAUUGGGGCUCAAGACGCCGUUGUAUCCCUAUCAACGUCGCUCGGCUGCGACGAUGGUGCAGCGGGAGGCUCAGCCGGCGCAGAUGUUGGAUCCUCGACUCGAGGCUCGCAUAGGUCCAACGGGGCAGGAGUAUUACUAUGACAAGGAGGAGGGGCGGAUUUUGCGGGAGAAGAGGAUGUAUUCGGAGGCUUGUGGAGGGAUUUUGGCGGAAACGAUGGGCUGCGGUAAAACACUGAUCAGUCUGGCUGUGAUCUUGGCAACACGGGGACAUUUCCCGGAAAUUCCUCUGGAGCAUCAGGAAUUGAAACCCCGAGUCCGGGACACGACUGGAAGUCUGGUCGAGAUGGCCGCGGCGACCGCCGGUCGGUUCUCGCUGCCAUGGAAAUCCCACUUUGACGAACUAGGCCACUACGGCGCCUUGUAUAACAGAUGUGUCCAAGCAUGUGAGAGGAAUCGCGGCUCAUAUACUAUACCUCCGCCCCCAGCUAGGCACGGAGGUCGCAGCGGCGUGCCGUAUCCGAGGCCGCCUCCCCAGAAGCUUUAUCUCUCUUCGGGCACGUUGAUCGUUGCUCCACCGAAUCUGGUUAGCCAUUGGGAAAAGGAAAUCGAAAUGCACACGCAAGGUCUCAAGGUACUUACUCUACGAUACAACAGCGACCAAAUCCCCUCACCUGAUGAGCUGUUGCAUUAUGAUAUUAUCCUCUUCUCAAAGGCACGCUUCGAGAAGGAAGCUGGUGAACCGGCUCAUCUCACUCGGCACCUCUCUGAACCUCCAACUUCCCCCUUGACCAAGAUCCAUUGGUUGCGUAUCAUCGUCGAUGAGGGCCACAAUGCCGCCGGCAGCGGACAUCGGUCGAACAUGGCUCAUCUACUCAAACAGCUGCGCAUUGAGCGGAGGUGGGUCGUGUCUGGUACCCCGUCCAGCGGGCUUUACGGGGUGGAGGUUAGUUUAGCCUCACAGGAGACCCACACCAGCGAUACGGACUUGACCGAAGCGACGAUGGCUGUGUUGAAGGGGCGGAAGAAGACCGGCAAGGCUAAGGAUAGCGAGCUCAAGGAUUUGGAAAAGUUGCGGCGGAUUGUGAUUGAUUUCCUUGAGGUGAAACCCUGGUCGAACUCCCGGAACCGGACAGAUGACCAGGCCAAUUGGGUCACAUAUAUGACGCCUGUAGGGCCUGGCUUGAAACGGCGAAAGGCCUCAUCACUCCGGGCUACUUUGCAGAGCCUCGUCGUUCGGCAUCAGCUGGAUGUCAUCCACAAUGAGAUCACGCUUCCUAGACUUUACAACCGAGUCGUGCAGCUGGAGCCGACUUUCUACGAUAAAAUGAGUCUGAAUUACUUCAUCUUCAUCUUGGCGGUCAACGCAAUUACCUCGGAAAGAAAGGAUCAAGAUUACAUGUUCCACCCUCGCAACCGGAAGCACUUGGGCCAGGUUAUCAGCAAUCUUCGCCAGGCGGGAUUCUGGUGGGCCGGCUCAGAUGAAGGCCUCUCAAGUACGAUUGAAAAUGCUUUGAAGUACUUAGAGAAGAACCGCGAUACGAUGACCGACAACGAUAUUGAAAUGCUACAAAAGGGCAUCCAGGUUGCGGAACAGGCUCAGGCGUGUAGCAGCUGGCAUGCCUUCAAGCAGAUGCACGAACUCGGUGUUUUCGUCGAGGAUUUUCCUUCUCAUGCUCGAAGCAUGUGGGCCCUCGAUAACACAAGCGUCGAGGAUGAGCCUCUACUACUUGGAAUCACGCAAGCGCAUCACGCGCAGCGAUUCGUUACCAAACAACUGAACACACCCGACCCGGCCGACGGGCUCGCUGGUGCAGGCAUCAAGGUGCGUCGCGAGCUUCGACUCGCUAGCAGCAGCGAGGGCGACAACUUCGAGACGAAGAAGACCACGCCGGACAAGCCGAUCAAGAGUAAAUCGCCCAAGAAGACCUACAGCAAGGGUCUGGUGAAGACCUUGUCGCCUGACUCCCCACUCGCCAGAACCAAACUUGUCGCCACCGCCUCGGCCAAACUGACGUACCUCCUGGACCAGAUCUCCGAGUACCACAAGAGCGAGAAGAUCAUUGUGUUCUACGAAAACCCCAACACCGCAUACUGGAUUGCGGAAGGAAUCGAGCUUCUCGGAAUCGAUUUCCGGAUCUACGCGCAGACCCUCAAACCCGACACCCGAGCGGAAUACCUGACCCUGUUCCGCGAGUCCGAGGAGGUGCGUGUCUUGCUCAUGGACCUCCGGCAGGCCUCGCACGGACUGCACAUCGCCAACGCCUCGCGCGUCUACAUCGUCAACCCCAUCUGGCAGCCGAAUGUCGAAAGCCAGGCGAUCAAGCGAGCGCACCGCAUCGGCCAGACCCGCCCCGUCUUCGUCGAGACGCUCGUGUUGAGGGACACCCUCGAGGACAAGAUGCUGCGGCGCCGGAAGGCCAUGACCGACAGCGAGAUCCAACAUGCCGAGCGCGACCUGCUGGACGAUAGCACAAUGAGCUCGAUCAUCCAGAACGAGCGCUUCAUCCCCAUCAUAUCUGAAGCACCCUGCCGGAUUCUUCAGUCGACACAAGCUCGCGAUCGCCGACGACGAGGAUGUCUCGAGUGUCGAGAUGGCGGGGACGGCGGCAGCCGCGACUUCUUCUCCGAAGACACCGCCGGCCGCGCUCCGGAGGAAACGCGCGCGUCUCGUGCCGGUACACCUCGGCGAAAGCAAUUCCUCCGGCCCGGACAUCGUAACCCCGAAACGGCGACGGACCUCGGCGGCGAGAUUGGGCUUCGUGUCUUCGCAGGGAAUUCUCAUGACGCCUCCACGGAGUUCCAAGUCCCCGCGGCCCACGGUACGUUCGGGGGAGUCGUCGAGUGGUCGUGCAAGUCCGGCUGUACGAAGAUAACACAGUGUAUUGAUCGGCUUGAUAUUGGAGCUACAUGA
Aspergillus aculeatus ATCC 16872 is the source of this 3702-nucleotide messenger RNA. Its product is annotated as DEAD/DEAH box helicase. Gene Ontology annotation, molecular function: ATP binding; ATP-dependent chromatin remodeler activity. Bases 1 to 3702 code for a protein of 1233 amino acids. The transcript has 3 exons. NCBI's taxonomy places the organism in Eukaryota, Fungi, Ascomycota, Eurotiomycetes, Eurotiales, Aspergillaceae. The record is from RefSeq and is a predicted model, not a curated record.